AUCUUUCUUUUUCUUUUAUAUAAAUACUUGAGGUAGCGUCGUUUUAGUAUAACGUUGUUGCUGUUAGAGAAAAAAAGAAGAAGGAAAUAUGGUUUCUCCUGCAACAUCAUCUCCUAGACUUUCCCAACAAUCAUCAGUCGCUUCAAGUAAUGUCUUUGUCAUCAAUGCUCUCGAGAAAAUAUCUUCUGCAAGAGAAGCAAGGCGUAACAAGUCUUUAAAAGAAGCAGUGGAUGCUGCUAAAAAUAUGCUCAAGAACAAUGAACCUGCACCUGAAGGACAAACUCGUUCCACUGUGAUUUUAGCAGCACUUCAACAAGCCAUCGAUACACGCUCAGCAAAUCUAAUGGCCAUCUCACUUGAUUGUCUUGGCAAAUUUAUUACUUACAAUUACGUUGCUGAUAUGGAAGAUGAAGUAGCACAGGCACAAGUCAUGGAAAAAGUAGUCGAUGGUAUUUGUGAUUGUUUUAUAGGUGAAGAAACAGACAAGAAAGUGCAAUUACAAAUUAUCAAGGCUUUGUUGGAUGCUGUUUAUUCUACCAGUAAUCCACUUCAUUUAUCUGCUCUUUUGAAAGCAGUGCGAACAACUUACAAUAUUUUUUUGCUUUCCCGUAAUAAUGACAAUCAGAACGUGGCUCAAAUUACAAUGACACAAAUGGUCGACCAUAUCUUUAGACGAGUCAAAUUGAAUCCUAAUGUAGCACCUCAACAACAGUCAACUGAGGAAAUUCAACAGGAAGAGGAACCCGUAGAGGAAACAACAGUAGAGGAAGAAGAAAAAGAACAAGAGGAAGAGGACGUAUUAAGCAAUACAGCCAAUAAUGCACCACAUGAAACACAAGAAGAAUCAAAUGCUUACCAGCAACAAAUUAUUGUAGAAGCCAACAUGGCUCGUACUGAAAUGGAUCAUAAAUUACCUAGUGGAAGAAACAAAGACAACUACCAAGAUUUCUUAAACGAUACAGCUAAUGUAUUUCAAGAGAAUAAGCAGGUGGUACCUGAAAGAUCAGAAGGAAAAGGAUCAUUUGAAAAUGAACGUAUGCAGCGUGAAGACACCGAAACAGAAGCAGAUCUUUAUAUCAAAGACGCCAUUUUGGUCUUUAGAGCACUCUGUAAACUCUCCAAAAAGUCUAUUCAGUCUGAAUGGGGAAACGAUAUGCGAUCUUAUUCGAUGCGUUCAAAGCUGCUUUCGUUGCAUUUAAUCUUGACAAUCAUGAUGUCACAUAUGGAUGUCUUUACUUCAGAAGAAGUUUUCUUCUCAAACACAACAGAGCACAAAGUCAAUCCUUUUAUUUUAGAAGUAAAGCAAUACUUGUGUCCUAGUAUUGGUCGAAAUGCAUUCUCUGUGGUCCCUCAAGUGUUUGAUAUUACGCAUGAAAUCCUAUGGCGUGUUGUUCAAGGAUUGCGUGUCUAUCUCAAGAGCGAAAUAGAGAUCUUCCUCAAGGAAAUUGUGUUGCGUAUCUUGGAAAUGCGCAAUGCUUCUAACCAGCAAAAGUUUUCACUACUGAAAGGUGUGUUGCGUAUUUGUGAAGAUCCUCAGACAUUAGUGGAUGUGUAUCUCAAUUAUGACUGUGACCGUGCUGCAUUGGACAAUAUCUAUGAACGUCUUGUGAAUGUGCUGUCCAAGGUCACUACUUCACAUAACCAUCCUACAAAUGGCAAAGACUUUGAUAAUCACCCUGAUCCUAUCUCAAGCACACAUGUGAACCAUGCUCAUGCCUCUGUUGUGAUCCCUCCCCCUUUAACGACAGCUACUAUUUUGCACAGUGAUAAACAGAACGCACAGACAGCUAUGCCUGAAUCAGCUAUUCGAUUCAAGUCUUUAGAAUGUUUAGUGGGUGUGUUGAAAUCCUUAGUGAGCUGGUAUCAAAACAACUCGGUCAGUAUCACAGCAGGACAGAACAACCAAGAGGAAGAUACGCCUCGUGCCAGUGAAGAUCAUGCAUCACUGACUACACAUUCGAAUUCGUCUGUCUCUCGCUUCAACAGUUCCUCUGCAUCGACACCACUCACCACAGGCAGCAGCACACGACUGGACGAUCCUGAAGCAUUUGAGAACUUGAAGCAUCGUAAGCAAUUGCUUCAAGAAGGCGUGCGUCAAUUCAAUUGGAAACCUGAAAAGGGUAUCAAUGCCUUGGCCAAUAAUGGAUUUUUAAACAAAGAAGAUCCUCAUAGUGUAGCACGAUUCUUGUUAAACACAGAAGGACUCAACAAGACUCAAAUUGGUGAAUAUCUUGGUGAAGGAGAUGCCAACAAUAUCACUAUUAUGCAUGCCUUUGUGGAUGAAAUGGAUUUCUCAAACAUGAAUUUCACAGAGGCUUUAAGAUUCUUUCUUCAAGCUUUUCGUUUACCUGGUGAAGGUCAAAAGAUUGAUCGUUUUAUGCUCAAGUUUGCGGAACGCUAUGUUCAUGGCAAUGCAGGUGUAUUUGCGAAUGCAGAAACUGCUUAUGUCCUUGCUUACUCUGUCAUUAUGCUCAACACAGAUCUUCACAGUCCACAUGUGAAGCGUAGAAUGAACUUGGACGAUUUCAUCAAGAACAACCGAGGUAUUGAUGACGGUGCAGAUAUUCCUCGCCAAGUACUUGAGACCAUCUUUGACGAAAUUGCCAAUAAUGAAAUCAAAAUGAAAGACGAAGUAGAGGCUGCGAAUGAAGCUGCCUUGGUGGCUACACCGGGUGCUGCUGGUGUGUUGGGCAUCACGACCGGUUUACAAAAUGCGCUUGUGAGUGCUGGUAUCACCCGUGAUGUGCGUCGUGAAGCUUACCAACAAGCCAUUGAAGACAUGGGCUCAAAGACAGAAGCCAUGUUCCGUAACAUGUUGGCCAGUCGUCGUCGUGCUGGUGAAAAUGAUACCAUCACAUUUUACAGUGCUUCUCAUGUAGAGCAUGUUCGUCCCAUGUUUGAAAUUGUAUGGAUGGCGUUUUUGGCUGGUAUUUCGGGUCCUUUGCAAGAAUCAGAUGAUUUGGCUACUGUCAAUCUAUGUUUGGAUGGAUUCAAGCAUGCCAUUCGCAUCAUUUGUUUGUUUCAUACUGUUCAGUCUGAAGACAUGGACCUCCAAAGAGAUGCAUUUGUCACUACGUUAACUAAGUUUACUUUCUUGACCAACUUGAAUGAAAUGAAGCCCAAGAAUGUAGAAGCCAUCCGUACACUUCUUGAAGUAGCAGCUGUGGAUGGUAAUUACCUCAAGGGAUCAUGGAAAGAAAUUUUGUCUACUGUGAGUCAAUUAGAACGGUUCCAGUUGAUUACACAUGGAUUAGAUGUAGGUAGCAGUUCUAUGGUCGAUAUGGGUAAGCGAACAAGCAAUGCCAAAGCUUCUUCUGAUUUUGGUCGACGUACUUCUGCGCUGGGUGGUCGUGGUCGUCUUACAAGCCCAGCUCGUUCUACGACACAAUUGUCCUUGACAGAAGAAGUGACCACCGCCAGUUCAUCUCAGUCUCUUGUGCUUGCUGUCGAUCGUCUGUUUACUUCAACAGUCAACUUGAAUGGGGAAGCCAUUGUGGAUUUUGUCCGUGCAUUGUGUGAGACUUCAUGGGAAGAGAUCGUUUCUUCUGCUCAUAUGGAACAUCCUCGUAUGUACAGUCUUCAAAAACUAGUUGAAAUAUCAUACUACAACAUGAAUCGUAUUCGUAUGGAAUGGUCUAAUAUCUGGGCUCUCCUUGGUGAAUACUACAAUAAGGUAGGCUGUCAAUCCAAUUUCAAUGUUGCCUUUUUUGCCUUGGACUCUUUGCGUCAAUUGGCUAUGAAAUUCUUGGAAAAAGAAGAACUGCCUCAUUUCAAGUUCCAAAAGGACUUUUUGAUGCCUUUUCGACAAGUUCUUGCCAAUAAUACAGAUGUGGCUAUCAAAGACAUGGUAUUGCGCUGUUUAUCACAAAUGAUUCAAGCAAGAUCACAUCAUUUAAGAUCCGGCUGGAAGACCAUGCUGUCCGUGUUUGCUACAGGUGCUUGUGAGGUCUCUGAAUCCAUUGUCCAUAUGACAUUUGAUAUCGUACGCAGUGUGACAAACGAACGCUUUGGUGAUAUUGUAGCCAACGGUACCUUCCCUGACUAUAUCUCUUGCCUUGUCGAAUUCUCCAAGAACCAAAAGUUCCAAAAGAUCAGUCUUCCCGCACUCGAUAUGAUCAAAGGCACCAUUCCCAAAAUGCUGGGGAUUGCCAACACACCUCUGGAAAUCAAUGAUGUCCAUGCAUCCACAACGUCUACUGUACAGGCUUCAGGGGAUGAUUUCCUAAUCAAAUUUUGGUUUGCUGUUCUUUAUGGACUUAAGGAAAUCGUGAUGCAGAGUGAUGAUGUGGAAGUGCGUAAACGUGCCCUUGUCUAUCUGUUUGAGACGUUAAAGAAGCAUGGUAGUUCGUUUACACCCGAGUUUUGGACAACUAUCUCUCGUCAGAUUGUGUUUCCCUUGUUUGAUGAUCUCAAGAGUGGUGGCGCUAGACGCAAAAUGACACCAGAAGACUUGAGUGUGUGGUUAUCCACCACGAUGAUUGAAGCUCUGCGCAAUGUGGUGGAUCUAUAUACCUUUUAUUUUGAUAACAUGAAGGAUAUGAUGGAACAUGUAUUAGGUUUAUUUGCUGUCUGUAUCACACAAGACAAUGAUACACUUGCACAUAUUGGCUGUGAAUGCCUUGACCAAUACAUUGAAGCCAAUGUUGAAAAGUUUGAUCCUAGUUGUUGGAAUUUAGUGACCGAAACAUUCACAAGUCUGUUUGAAAAGACAACAGCCAAUGGCUUAUUUGACGAUACAGCAGACUUGGUUGAAAGAGUGAAGGAUUUAUCUGAUCAACAGUCACCCGCUGAUAUUGAGAUCAGUGAAGAACGUCAACGCAAUUUCCAACAAGUGAUCAUCAAAUGUGUCUUACAACUCAUGUUGAUUCAGACUGUCAAUGAUUUGUUAGCAAAAGACCCUGUCUAUUUUGCUUAUCCAGCUUCUCAUCUAAUGGUCUUGAUGGGCUGUCUUGGUCGAUCUUUCCAUUUUGCCAAGAAGUUCAAUGUGGACAAUGACCUUAGAAUGGCCUUGUUUCGAUUUGGAUUUAUGAAGCAAUUGCCUAACCUGCUAAAACAAGAAACCUCCAGUGGUGGUUGCUAUGUCUCUGUCUUGAUGCGUAUGUAUGCCAACCUGGAAAACAUCAAUGACCGAGACGAUAAACGAGAAGAAAUCGAAAAGAUAUUGAUACCUCUCUGUAAUGAGAUCUUCACGCUCUAUGCUGAACUAGAUCAAGAAACAAAGCCCAAGAAUAUUGCUGCAUGGACACCUGUUGUAGUGAAUAUCUUGAAUGGUCUAUCUCAACUACAGGAUGAAGAUUUCUUAAGACAUGUACCUCGAUUCUAUCUUCCUUCUGUUGAACUAUUGGGGCAAGAAAGUUUGUUGCCUGAAAUUCGUAUUGCCUUGAGAACCUUAUUAAUUCGAGUGGGUUCUACCUAUCAUAUUACAGCCUAAUUAAAAAAUAAAUAAAAAAGGGAGAAAAAGGGUUUUCUCUUAGUUGGUGUGUGUAAAA
This is a messenger RNA of Gilbertella persicaria, 5489 nucleotides long. RefSeq lists its product as uncharacterized. The transcript has 8 exons. Bases 89 to 5431 code for a protein of 1780 amino acids. Gene Ontology annotation, biological process: regulation of ARF protein signal transduction. NCBI's taxonomy places the organism in Eukaryota, Fungi, Mucoromycota, Mucoromycetes, Mucorales, Choanephoraceae. The record is from RefSeq and is a predicted model, not a curated record. Gene Ontology annotation, molecular function: guanyl-nucleotide exchange factor activity.